CCUCACAGCUGAACAUGGCUUCCAAAGUAAUCCUCCUGGCCGCCCUUGUGGUCGCCACAUUAGCCGAGCUACGCCCCUCCUACAACCCUCCACCUCCCUCCUACAGUGCCCCGCGUCCCUCCUACAGAGCUCCAGCACCUUCAGGUGUUCCUCAGUACAAAUUCAACUGGCUGGUGAAGGACGCCAACUCGGGUAACGAUUUCGGUCAAGACGAAGCUCGUAAUGGAUACGAUACUCAGGGAUCCUAUUACGUCCAGCUUCCCGACGGUCGACUGCAGAGAGUUUCCUACACUGUGAACGGUGACUCCGGCUACAUUGCUCAAGUUGAAUACCAGGGUGAGGCCCAAUACCCAGCCUACCAGCCUAGCUAUAAGCCCACCCCCAGCUACCAGCCCGCCCCUGUCUAUGGUUAAUUUAGUCAUCGAGUGAAAUUAACU
Molecule: messenger RNA, 437 nt
Organism: Cherax quadricarinatus
Lineage: Eukaryota; Metazoa; Arthropoda; Malacostraca; Decapoda; Parastacidae
Product: cuticle protein 7-like
Cellular component (GO): extracellular matrix
Source: RefSeq, a predicted model, not a curated record